Chilo suppressalis (striped riceborer) is the source of this 374-nucleotide messenger RNA. The record is from the annotation of a GenBank genome assembly. Lineage: Eukaryota; Metazoa; Arthropoda; Insecta; Lepidoptera; Crambidae.
AUAUUUUUUUUAUUUGCAGCCGAAAAAUGGCUACUAAUUAUGUCAAAUAUGCUCAGUUAAUCAAUGCAUCGACGAACUAUGCCCGUCGUAUGAAAAGAUUAUCCAAUAGAAUUUUUGGAGAGGUAGCCAUUCCUACAAACUCAAAAUCAAUGAAAGUUGUUAAGAUAUUUUCUUCACGGCCAUUACAUACUAACGAGGAGAUCAUACAUUACUAUCCACGUCAUGUGGAAACUCAUGCCCUCAUGUUAAAAUUGCGCGAGUAUGGCCUCUUCCGUGAUGAGCAUCAAGAUUUCAAAGAGGAAAUGAAACGACUGCGGGAACUUCGUGGCAAAGUAAAAGUUUGGCGAAGAAAAUUAGAGCAGAAAAAAGAAUAA